AUGGAGAUUUUCUCAUUAUCGCCAUUGUUGUUGUUGUCGGUCACUGGACUCACCUGCUAUUUCCUCUGGUUUGCCUUCUUGUCCAAGAGUCUCAAGGGCCCAUGUGUCUGGCCCCUAUUGGGCAGUCUCCCAGGCCUGAUCGAGAACGCCGACCGCCUCCACGACUGGAUCGCCGAUAACCUCCGCGCCUGUGGCGGGACGUACCAGACGUGCAUUUGCGCCCUGCCCUUCUUGGCCCGGAGGCAGGGCCUGGUCACCGUCACAUGCGACCCCAAGAAUCUGGAGCAUAUACUCAAAACCCGGUUCCAGAAUUACCCCAAGGGCCCGACUUGGCAAUCGGUGUUCCGUGACCUCCUUGGCCAUGGCAUCUUCAACUCUGACGGCGACACGUGGCUGCUCCAGAGGAAGACGGCUGCUCUCGAGUUCACGACUCGCACGCUGCGCCAGGCCAUGGCUCGCUGGGUCAACCGCGCCAUUUACACUCGCCUCUGCCCCAUUCUCAAGGCGGCUCAGCUCGAGGCGCGCCCUGUCGAUCUCCAGGACCUCUUGCUCAGGCUUACCUUCGACAACGUGUGCGGCUUGGCUUUUGGCAAGGACCCCCAGACCCUGGCUCCGAGCCUGCCGGAGAACGCCUUCGCCUUGGCUUUCGACCGAGCCACCGAGGCUUCACUGCGGCGCUUCAUUCUCCCGGAAGUCGUGUGGAAGCUCAAGAAAUGGCUUCGGCUUGGUAUGGAGGUCGGCUUGGCCCAAAAUCUGGUCGAGAUUGAGGAGUACUUGUCCGGCGUGAUACGCGCGCGUAAGCUAGAGCAGGAGCAGGAAGACGGCAAUAACAACGCCGAUUUGCUGUCCAGAUUCAUGAAGAAGGAAUCCAGCUCCAACAAAUCCUUGCAGCACGUGGCGCUGAAUUUCAUCCUGGCCGGACGGGAUACCUCCUCCGUCGCGCUCAGCUGGUUCUUCUGGCUGCUGAUGCAGAAUCCGAGGGUGGAAAUGGCGAUUCUAACCGAGAUAUGUACGGCCCUGAUCGAGACACGUGGCCCCGACGUGGCGGUGGAUUCGUGGUUGGAUGAGCCAUUGUCCUUUGACGAAGCCGACCGCUUGGUGUACCUAAAAGCUGCCUUGUCGGAGACGCUCAGGCUUUACCCUCCGGUGCCGGAGGACUCCAAGCAUGUGGUGGCUGACGACGUUUUGCCGGACGGAACGUUUGUGCCGGCGGGAUCGUCGGUCACGUACUCGAUAUAUUCGGUGGGUAGAAUGGAGUCGGCGUGGGGAGAGGACUGUCUGGAGUUCAAGCCGGAGAGGUGGUUAUCCGCCGGCGGGGAUAAGUUCGUUACGCACAGUGCUUACAAGUUCAUGGCGUUCAACGCGGGGCCGCGGAUUUGCCUGGGGAAGGAACUCGCGUACCUGCAAAUGAAGUCGGUAGCUGCGGCGGUGCUCCUGCGCCACCAGCUGACGGCGGCGCCGGGGCAUAAGGUGGAGCAAAAGAUGUCGUUGACGCUGUUCAUGAAGAAUGGGCUGAAGGUUAAUGUCCAGCCUAGGAGGAAUUUAAGUUCAAUUGUGGCAAGUAUAGUGAGCAAGAAAGAAUCUUGUGACAAAAUUUGAAGAUUCCGGCGAGGGUUGUAGUAGCCUAGCUGGGAGACGAGCGAAUUGCGUCAAUCUUAUUUUUUUUAUUAUUAUUUCUUAAAUUCAAUUUUAAUGUAGACGAUUUUCAGCUAUUAUCAUUUUAAUUCAUUAGUUAAUAAAUUUGUUCUCA
Andrographis paniculata is the source of this 1750-nucleotide messenger RNA. RefSeq names its product cytochrome P450 86A8-like. Bases 1 to 1599 code for a protein of 532 amino acids. NCBI's taxonomy places the organism in Eukaryota, Viridiplantae, Streptophyta, Magnoliopsida, Lamiales, Acanthaceae. Gene Ontology annotation, molecular function: iron ion binding; monooxygenase activity; heme binding. The transcript has a single exon. The record is from RefSeq and is a predicted model, not a curated record.